UUAAGCAUGAAGCAAUUUCAAUUUACCAAUGGAAUUCAAUAGUAAUUCCAUUUCAUCAAAUUUGCUGCCAAAUUCCAUGUCAGCGCCCUCUUAUUCAAAGUCUCAGUACUAUCAAGAAGAUAGAGAGCAGGGACACAUUUUCGAUUCAAUGGAUUUCAAUAGUAGUUCAAUUUCACCAAAUUUGUUGUCAAAUUCCAUAUCAACACCCUUUUAUUCGAAGCCUCAGAGUUGUCAAGAAGAUAGAGAGGGAAACAUUUUCAAUUUACCAAUGGAUUUCAAUAGUAAUUCAAUUUCACCAAUUUUGCAACCAAAUUCCAUGUCGACCCUUUAUUCAAAGCCUCAAUAUUGCCAAGAAGAUAUAGAGGGAAGCAUUUUCAAUUUACCGAUGGAUUUCAAUAGUAAUUCAGUUUCAUCAAAUCUGCUGUCGAAUUCCAUGUCAACACCCUCUCAUUUGAAGCCUCAGAAUUAUCAAGAAGAUAGAGAGCAGGUUAGCACUUUCAAUUUACCAAUGGAUUUCAAUAGUAAUCCAAUUUCACCAAAUUUGUUGCCAAAUUCCAUGUCAGCGUCCUCUUAUUCAAAGCCUAUAUAUUGUCAAGAAGAUCAAGAGGCAAGAAAUUUUGAUUUACCAAUAGAGUUCAAUAGUAAUUCAAUUUCACCAAAUUUGUCGUCAAAUUCCAUGCUGACACCCUUUUAUUCAACGUCGCAAUUUUCUCAAGAAAGAGAGCAGGAAAGCAAUUUCAAUCUUCCAUUGAAUUUCAACAAUAAUUCAAUUUCACCAAAUCUACUGCCAAAUUGCAUGCCAGUACCCUCUUAUCCAAAGUCUCAAUAUCAUCAAGAAGAUAAAGAGACAAACAAUUUCAAUGUUCCAAUGAAUUUCAAUAGUAAUUCAAUUUCACUAAAUCCGACACCAAAUUCUUUGUCAGCACCCUCCUAUCUAAUGCCUCAAUAUUCUCAAGAGCAUAAAGAGGGAACCAAUUCCAAACUACCAAUGAAUUUCAAUGGUAAUUCGAUUUCGCCAAAUUUGAUGUCAAAUUCUACGUUGGUACCCUCUUUUCCAAUGCCUCGCUAUCAUCGUGCAGAUAAAGAGGAAGAGCAAAAACUUCGAUUAUUCUGGGAGAAGCAAUUGUUCAAUAUUCAAGUUGCUGAAGCAUUUAAGAGCCAGCAACAGUUGCCGCUAGCUCGAAUUCGAAGGAUCAUGAAAACAGACCCAGAAGUGCAGAUGAUCAGUGCUGAAACUCCAAUACUUAUGUCAAAAGCAUGUGAGAUUUUCAUUCAGGAGCUCACUUAUCGUGCUUGGAUGCGUGCUGAAGAGAGCAAUAACCAAACUGUGCAACCUUGUGAUGUUGCCAAAGCCAUUGUGCAAACUAAUGCCAUGAAUUUCCUCACUGAGAUUGUUCCAAAUGAACUCCUCCAUUUCUGUGCUCUUGAUGCCCAGGAAGAGAAUGCUGGAAACAUUGCAGAAGGAAAUCAAGCUGCCAUGCCUUACACUGCUGGUUUUAUGGGAAAUCCUAUGAUGAAUAUGGGCAAUGACUUGGAGGCAAUAAACCAAGUGAUUCCUCAACCCAACAUGAUGCAGCCAUCCUAUAUGCCUUCACAACAAUUGCCAUACAACUUUCAUCCCAAGUGAACAUAGGGAUGCAUGUACCGGGGUGAACGAAGUCAUGGUGUGGAGCAACUGUUUACCUCAAUUACUAUAAAAUAAUACCACACCCCUUUCCAUUUUUCUGUUUUGAAUUUUGGGAAACUUUAGCCCGUUCAAAUAAUUGGACACCUUUUUGUUUCAACAUUCUAUAUCUUAUGUGUCCAACAACCACCCUUGUGGAAUGGUUACAUUAAAUUUUAAUUUUUAAUAUGGGUUAUAACUA
Messenger RNA from Cajanus cajan (pigeon pea), 1865 nucleotides. The record is from RefSeq and is a predicted model, not a curated record. NCBI's taxonomy places the organism in Eukaryota, Viridiplantae, Streptophyta, Magnoliopsida, Fabales, Fabaceae.